CAUCUGACAACGAUACAAUAAGGAUCAUAAAGGGAUUAGCGUUGGGUUUUCAAGCUACCUGGCGAGAGUAUAAAAGAGCUGUGCUCGCUGGACAAGACAUCAGUCAACAAUCACGACACAGACAGCGAACAUGUCUCGCCGCCAACGUUUAGAAAUUGCACUAAGCAUUUUGCCCUACGAUCACAAGUUGAUCAAGUUCAGCGAAGCACAAAAAAAGGUCGCCGAUCUUGUGGCCAAAUGCACAAACGAUGAACCUUGCACAGCUAAGGGAAAAGUUGAAAAACCGAAAGUGAAGGAAAUGACAAGCGAGGAAAAAGCUCGCCAACAGGAAAGACAAGCCGCUGGGUUCGCUGAGCUCGCCAUGCGUCACAUUGAGGAAACCGAUCGUGAAACAGCUCCCAAACCUAUCAAGAAACAGAUCAGCACAAUUGCCACACUGGCCAUGGCUGCAGAGAAACUCAUGGAAACACCGCCACCUGAAGGCAAGGAUGAGCCGAUGGAUACUCAAACUGAUAACGAUCCGAAAAAGGAUGUCGAUGUGGAAACAUACGAGCGCCGCAUUCUCGAGGAGAACACUAUUGCGGCAGUGAACGCUGCUCGUGUCAAGAUGCUGCAGAAUUGGAAUAAGUGCAAGUUGACAGCUCUCGAGCUGCUGACCAAGGAGAUGGACAAGUUGCACGAUGGAGAGAGAAACCUGAACGUCUCAUUGGGUCGCACUCCCAUCACCCCGAGCACUGAAAGGGCCCCCGAGACGGCUGAGGAUGACAUCAUCGAUCAGCACGAUUAUGACGAUGAUUAUGUGCCCAGCACCAAGAAGACUAAGAAGAAGCCGGCAGUGAAACGCAAGCGUGUCAAGGCCAAACGGCGUCUUGCCUCCACCUCAUCGAGUGGCAGCAGUAACAAGCCAGCCUUUGAGUUCGAAAAGGAUCCGAACUCCACUCACAUCGUACUCGGACCACAGGGCACACGCCUAACUCGUGUUUUCCUGGACAAAGUCAACUGGGACAACACAGGAGCAGCGAUCACCCGCAAGCUGCUGACCGAGAUCUUCGAUCGGAUGCCACUCUCUGACUACACUUUGUCGGGCAAACCUUCGCCCGCUUUCAAGGACUGUGUGAUGCCAGUCAAGGCCAAGCUGGAUCCAGUUCGGGUUGCUGAUUUGGUCUACUUUAUGACCUCUUGCUUUGACAUGACUGCUCGGGAGGUGCGCACCGCCAUCACCACCAAAUGCGCUGACGAGACAAAGAUGCAGCGUCAACGCGAAUUGCGUGAGGAAAUAGAAAAGGCGAGAAAAGAGGCAGAGCGGUUGGGCAUCGAGUUUGUGCCGCCGCAACAUCUAGUGGUGGCAUUGAAAAAAUUGGAGACUCAGGGAGCCAAGAAGCGUCGUCGUCGCCGCACUAAGAAAUAUUAGAUCAAUCAAUACAAUCAACUACAUGCAUUAUACAUCGGCCCAGCCACAUGUGGAAAUGGUCCAGUGUAUCCCAUUCAGAUGAUGAAAAACCAAUCAAUCUAUCCCAAUCAAUCGAACCAAUCAAACAAAACAAAACCAAACAAAACAAACAAUCACAAUUACCCGUGCUCUCCUUACAUGCUCUACGAUCCAUUUCGUGGCAACAACUGUGGCUUCCUUGUGGCAUUAUGCUCCCCAGAAUCUGAAUCGCGCCGAUCGAUUUUCUAUUAUUGCCUUAUUAUUUUUCUCAUACUUAGUUUGUAAUUUUGAAUUUUGAACUACCCAGAAAAAAAUUGUCAAAAAUGUAAAAAAAAAUCACAUACUUAGUUUGUAAUUUUGAAUUGAACAAAAA
Drosophila sulfurigaster albostrigata is the source of this 1802-nucleotide messenger RNA. It is a transcript of the gene Elba1, whose product is annotated as early boundary activity protein 1. Gene Ontology annotation, biological process: positive regulation of neuron differentiation; negative regulation of Notch signaling pathway. The record is from RefSeq and is a predicted model, not a curated record. Gene Ontology annotation, cellular component: nucleus. The transcript has a single exon. Lineage: Eukaryota; Metazoa; Arthropoda; Insecta; Diptera; Drosophilidae. Bases 131 to 1411 code for a protein of 426 amino acids. Gene Ontology annotation, molecular function: transcription corepressor activity; DNA binding.